AAUAAAAAAUAAAAUAACGUCUACCACUUGGGUUGUGUGGAAACGCACCAUGGUAACAGCGCGCGACGGUGACCUCUUUUCUCGAGCUUGUUUUACAAAGAUAGCGGAUCACCAUUCAUUAUAUAAUUAUCUACAAUUAUUAUACGGAUAAUGAAGCGGGUUCAACAGGAAACUGGACAAAGAGUACUUUUCACAGGACCAGACGGCGUCGGAGAUUACCGUCCCAGGUUGGACUAUUUUCCCCGCAGCAUUGGAAUCGGUGCUUUAUCUCCAGAUGCCACGAGGGAUCUCGAAUACCUUUUCCGGGCUGCCCCACAGUCGACCCCGCCAUUACCGAAGCACUGCUACACCGGGGAGGUGGGCUGGGGUCUUCAGUACUCCAGUCAUCUUAACAGGACUGUUAUCCACAGCAAACAAAAUAAGUUUGACAAAUGUCACUCUGUGGCAGACGGAGUAACUCACAGCCAGUGGCACACUUCGCCCCAGUUUCGGGACAAGCAACUGCCCUGCACACAUGAUAGACAAAGCGAAGACAACAAUGCAGUUCCGGCUAAACAGGGUGAUAUACUGUAUAGACAAGAGCAAGAGAGACAGUCAUUGUACACAGAGAUAGUUCAAACAGACAGCGUUACUUUCCCCCAAAUAUAGUAUGGAUUGACUUGGGAAAUGCAGAGCAUGAAAUGAGACCAUGAAGUCAAAUAAUUUUCACUCUGGAUGCUUUGUGGUCAUUAAACAGCU
Messenger RNA from Triplophysa dalaica, 738 nucleotides. RefSeq lists its product as uncharacterized. Bases 151 to 648 code for a protein of 165 amino acids. The record is from RefSeq and is a predicted model, not a curated record. Lineage: Eukaryota; Metazoa; Chordata; Actinopteri; Cypriniformes; Nemacheilidae. The transcript has 5 exons.